Molecule: messenger RNA, 6265 nt
Organism: Meriones unguiculatus (Mongolian gerbil)
Lineage: Eukaryota; Metazoa; Chordata; Mammalia; Rodentia; Muridae
Gene: Adnp
Product: activity dependent neuroprotector homeobox
Exons: 7
Coding region: 1898-5209 (1103 amino acids)
Biological process (GO): regulation of gene expression
Cellular component (GO): nucleus
Molecular function (GO): DNA binding
Source: RefSeq, a predicted model, not a curated record
ACCUCGGCUGCCUGGUCAGCACUACCUCUUCAGAGCUUUGUGAUCCCCAACUUUGCAGUCAGAAAAUGGAAAUCCAGAAAACCGCGAAAAGGUGUUUUUUCGAAUGCAAUGAAUGGGGAGUAGUUCUUUGAGCACCCUCUUAUUCACCUCUUCUUUCCUCUGAGCCGCCUGUCCUUUUCCUCCCCCACCCCAACCUGGAUGCCUGUCUGCUAGAAAAGGCGCGAUUGCUUCUCUUCCUCUUCUGUCCAAAAUCGGGCUCUGAAGUCUAAUACCCAUUUUAGCCUCACUCCCUGCCACACACCCCAAGUGUCUUCUCAGUGUUCUUGCAGUCAGCAGUUCCUCUGGACAGUUCUUGUCAUAACCCCAUUUCACAGACAAAGGCUUAGGAGGGAAAAAGAACCAAACUGUUUCCUGUGUUGGCCAUUUUAAUGCUGUCCAGCCCCAAACGCCCAGUUCCCAUCCCUGAUGCUUCUUGUGCCUAUGUCUUGAACCUUGACGAUGGGGUGAGGGGGGAUCGUCUCUUGGAUAGCCUUGUGCAGUUUCUUUAUAAAUCUGCAUUGUUGGUUCUGGUUUAUGGCCAUGAAGAAAAUACCAGCCCCCACCCAAAAUGCACCGCAGCCAAGUCGGUUAAAGGCAAUGAGUGUUGGAGUCAGUAGGGGGCGCAUUCUCUGCACUGGGUAAGGCUGCAGAGGGGGGAAGGGCCCCAGAACUAGAACAGGAUGUGCUUAACAGCGCCUUCUACAGACCAUGUGAAAAUGGGCCCAGCAAGACUUGCACUUGGUGAGCUGACAGCAACAUGGCGAAGGAUUAAGUGAGUCUAGAGAGGUUUUAAGAGAGUCACUUCUGUUUGGAACGUUGUCUGUUUUACUUUUUUCAAAAGUAGUCACCCUCAGACUUUGAUUGCUGAUCAGUCACCUUGGUGCACAUCCUUGGGUCAUAGUUCCCUUUCUCAAGAAUCCUUUCGCCUUAAGGUUUGAUUGUAUUGACAUCUCUUUCCUAGGCCAGGUGGUAAAGGAGGUUGUUUAAAACCUGAAAGUAAUGGGCUUGGGGUAUGACUAGUCAGUCCAAAUCUCUCUAACUCUUUUGAGAGUGAAAAGUCAUUCUUGAGAAGUUUUGUGGGGUGGUGAUUUUGAUAGCCAUGAGAGAUGGUGUCAUGAUUUGCAAGGCUUUGUUGGUAAACAUCAGGUCCCUAUUGAGUUCUUCAUUGUCAAACUUAACAGAGUAGAUUGCAAAAUGUUACCUUCCAACUUCAGCCUUCCAGCAGUGCAUUGUGCCAGUAGCCAACUGCCUUUGCAAGUGUUGACACCAGUCUUGUGUGUGCACCCACAUUCUUAGGGUGUGUGGAUUUCUGUAGAUUUUAUUCCUGUUGUUAUUUCCAUAGGUGUGAGAUGCACAGUACGAAACCUAGGCCCCAACUUUUACACCGUGAUGCACAGGGUUGCACUUUUUGUACUGAACUGAUAGGUGGCCUAGUGGUUAUUCCCUGUACUGCCAUUUUGAGGAUCUGGACUCCGUUCCCUGCCUUGCUCUUUGGACUACAUUGUCAAUUCAUACCGGUUCCUCAUAAGCCAGGUUGUCCACCAUAGUAUACUAACAGGAAGUGCCUCUCAGUCUGUGGAGUUCUUCACAAGAAGCUGCUCACUCUUAUUGUGUCCCUGCCUCAUACGGUCGUGCUUAGAAUGAGCAAAUAGCAGCUUUACUGACAACCCUACCUCUCAAGAAGUUUGACAUUGAAGUCUAUAUAUCAAACCAGCUCCUGCUUUGUGGUAGCCACUGAUACAGAUGGUGGGAAGGCCAAGAGUUUCCUUUUUAAUGGAUGUCGUUUGUCUUGAAUAAGAAGAUGGUACCUAGAGGACAUCGCAGCCAGUCCUGAAGAGACCUGAUAAGCUAGGAAACUAUGUUCCAACUUCCUGUCAACAAUCUUGGCAGUUUAAGAAAAGCCCGGAAAACUGUGAAAAAAAUACUUAGUGACAUUGGGUUGGAAUACUGUAAAGAACAUAUAGAAGAUUUUAAACAGUUUGAACCUAAUGACUUUUAUUUGAAAAACACUACAUGGGAGGAUGUAGGACUGUGGGACCCUUCACUUACAAAAAACCAGGACUAUCGGACAAAACCUUUUUGCUGCAGUGCUUGUCCGUUUUCCUCAAAAUUCUUCUCUGCCUACAAAAGUCAUUUCCGGAAUGUCCAUAGUGAAGACUUUGAAAAUAGGAUUCUCCUUAAUUGCCCUUACUGUACCUUUAAUGCAGAUAAAAAGACUUUGGAAACACACAUUAAAAUAUUUCAUGCUCCAAACUCCAGCGCACCGAGUAGCAGCCUCAGCACUUUCAAAGAUAAAAACAAAAACGAUGGCCUUAAACCUAAGCAGGCUGAGAGCGUAGAGCAAGCCGUGUAUUACUGCAAGAAGUGCACUUACCGAGACCCUCUCUAUGAGAUCGUGAGGAAGCACAUCUACAGGGAACACUUUCAGCACGUGGCAGCGCCCUACAUAGCAAAGGCCGGAGAAAAAUCACUCAAUGGUGCAGUACCCCUGGGUGCAAAUGCCCGAGAAGAGUGUAACAUCCACUGCAAGCGAUGCCUUUUCAUGCCCAAGUCCUAUGAAGCUUUGGUACAGCAUGUCAUUGAGGACCAUGAACGGAUAGGAUAUCAGGUCACUGCCAUGAUCGGGCACACAAAUGUUGUGCUUCCCCGAGCCAAACCCUUGAUGCUCAUUGCUCCCAAGCCGCAAGAGAAAAAGGGCAUGGGACUCCCACCAAGAAUCAGUUCUCUUGCUUCUGGGAAUGUCCGGUCUUUGCCAUCACAGCAGAUGGUGAAUCGACUGUCAAUACCAAAGCCCAACUUAAAUUCAACGGGAGUCAACAUGAUGUCCAGUGUUCACCUGCAGCAAAACAACUAUGGAGUCAAAUCUGUGGGCCAGAGCUAUGGUGUUGGCCAAUCAGUGAGGCUGGGUCUAGGUGGUAAUGCUCCAGUUUCCAUCCCUCAGCAGUCUCAGUCUGUGAAACAGUUACUUCCAAGCGGAAAUGGGAGGUCCUAUGGCCUAGGUGCUGAGCAGAGGCCCCCAGCAGCAGCCCGGUACUCUCUGCAGACAGCCAACACCUCCUCUCUACCCCCAGGCCAGGUGAAGUCUCCUUCUGUGUCUCAGUCGCAGGCAUCUAGAGUAUUAGGUCAGUCCAGUUCUAAACCUCCACCAGCUGCCACGGGCCCUCCUCCAAGCAACCAUUGUGCCACUCAGAAGUGGAAAAUAUGUACAAUCUGUAAUGAGCUUUUUCCUGAGAAUGUCUACAGUGUUCACUUUGAAAAGGAACAUAAAGCCGAGAAAGUCCCAGCAGUAGCUAACUACAUUAUGAAAAUACACAAUUUCACUAGCAAAUGCCUCUACUGUAACCGCUAUUUGCCCACAGAUACCCUCCUCAACCACAUGUUAAUUCAUGGUCUUUCAUGUCCAUAUUGCCGUUCAACCUUCAAUGAUGUGGAAAAGAUGGCAGCACACAUGCGAAUGGUUCACAUUGAUGAAGAGAUGGGGCCUAAGACAGAUUCUACUUUGAGCUUUGAUUUGACAUUGCAGCAGGGCAGCCACACCAACAUUCAUCUCCUGGUGACCACAUACAACCUGAGGGAUGCCCCAGCCGAAUCAGUUGCUUACCAUGCUCAAAAUAAUGCCCCGGUUCCUCCAAAGCCACAGCCCAAAGUCCAGGAGAAGGCAGAUGUCCCUGUUAAAAGUUCACCUCAAGCUGCAGUGCCCUAUAAAAAGGAUGUUGGGAAAACCCUUUGCCCUCUUUGCUUUUCAAUCCUAAAAGGACCCAUAUCUGACGCACUUGCACAUCAUUUACGAGAAAGACACCAAGUUAUUCAGACAGUUCAUCCAGUUGAGAAAAAGCUAACUUACAAAUGUAUCCAUUGCCUUGGUGUGUAUACUAGCAACAUGACAGCCUCAACCAUCACCCUGCAUCUAGUCCACUGCAGGGGUGUUGGAAAGACACAGAAUGGCCAGGACAAGACAAACGCACCUUCUCGGCUCAAUCAGUCUCCAGGCCUGGCCCCUGUGAAGCGCACCUAUGAGCAAAUGGAGUUUCCAUUGAUAAAAAAGCGAAAGCUGGAGGAUGAUAGUGAUUCCCCCAGCUGCUUUGAAGAGAAGCCUGAAGAGCCUGUUGUUUUAGCUUUAGAUCCCAAGGGUCAUGAAGAUGAUUCUUACGAAGCUAGGAAAAACUUUCUUACAAAAUACUUCAACAAACAGCCCUAUCCCACUAGGAGAGAAAUUGAGAAGUUGGCUGCCAGCCUGUGGCUGUGGAAGAGUGACAUUGCUUCCCAUUUCAGUAACAAGAGGAAGAAGUGUGUCCGUGACUGUGAGAAGUACAAACCUGGUGUGCUGCUAGGUUUUAACAUGAAAGAAUUAAAUAAAGUCAAACAUGAGAUGGAUUUCGAUGCCGAGUGGCUUUUUGAAAAUCACGAUGAGAAGGACUCAAGAGUCAAUGCUAGCAAGACUGUUGACAAAAAGCUUAGCCUUGGGAAAGAAGAUGACAACUUCUCAGAUAGCUUUGAACAUUUGGAAGAAGAGUCCAAUGGAAGUGGCAGCCCUUUUGACCCUGUCUUUGAAGUUGAGCCUAAAAUUCCUAGUGAUAAUCCAGAGGAGCAUGUACCGAAGGUAAUUCCUGAGGAUGCUUUGGAAUCUGAGAAGCUAGACCAAAAAGAGGAGGAAGAUGGUUCAAAAUAUGAAACCAUCCAUUUGACUGAGGAACCAACCAAACUAAUGCAUGACGCCUCUGAUAGUGAGGUAGACCAAGAUGAUGUGGUUGAGUGGAAAGAUGGUGCUUCACCAUCUGAGAGUGGACCUGGUUCCCAGCAGAUCUCAGACUUUGAGGAUAAUGCAUGUGAAAUGAAACCAGGAACCUGGUCUGAUGAGUCUUCCCAGAGUGAAGAUGCAAGGAGCAGUAAGCCAGCUGCCAAAAAAAAGGCUACAGUGCAAGAUGACACAGAGCAGUUGAAAUGGAAGAAUAGUUCCUAUGGAAAAGUUGAAGGGUUUUGGUCCAAGGACCAGUCACAGUGGGAAAAUGCAUCUGAGAAUGCAGAGCGCUUACCAAACCCACAGAUUGAGUGGCAGAAUAGCACAAUUGACAGUGAGGAUGGGGAGCAGUUUGACAGCAUGACCGACGGAGUUGCUGAUCCUAUGCAUGGCAGCUUGACUGGAGUGAAACUGAGCAGCCAACAAGCCUGAGGGCCUGGCAUGCUAUGGCACAUGGGCCAUGUUGCAUCCUGAACCUCUCCUCUCCUUCCGGUCUGACUGCAAAGCUGUCUUCUAACUGGCACUACCUUGCAAGGACUGGUCAGUCAGCAGGCUCGUGGGGACAUGUGACCACUACAGUCCCAGUGGUUAUUUCUAAGUCUAUGACAUGAUUGGUUGAUCUUGUUUCAGACCCUUCUCUGGUAGACUGAGUAAUGAAGUGUGAAAACCAAUAAGCCGGUGGCUCAUGAAUGCACACAGGGAGAAGCCGUUCAUUACCUACCUGCCUUCCCAGCAUUUCUUUCCCUUGGUAAGAUGUUUGGUUGUCCUGGGAAAGCCUUACCCUGGUUCACAAAGCAGUGCAGGGCGGGCAUACACUCUGCCAGUCAGGUGUGUCUAGGAGAUUUGGGAACAUGGACCUUUUUUCAUGUAUUCAUUCUGAAUAGUUGAAAUGUAUAUUUGUACAGUCUUUUAGACCUCAAGUGAUGCUUAUGACACUGUUACUGUGUGCCCGUCAUAGAUUGGUUUUUAGUGUUGCCCUUGCUGUGUGAUAAAUGCUAUAUCUAGUUUAUCUAGCAGAAGCUUGACCCUGCGAUAGUACGGACCUUUGAACAGACUUAGUUUUUGCACAUAACCUUGUACAAUCUUGCAACAGAGUUCAGCAACAUAAGAUAUAUAUCUGGACUCUCCUGUAUUAUAGAAUUUUUUUCCUUGUUCUGAGUAUCCUUGACAUUACAGUUGUCAAAAACGGUAUUUCAGAUCUCUUUCUGAGACCUUUUAAGCUAAAGUAACAUGCAAGAAUUGAUUUUACAGCUACUAAUUUUUGACACCUUUUAGAUCUGUAAGAGUGUUGUGUCAGAGCAACAAGCACAGUUGAGUGCUGCAUUUGGGAUAUUUAGUUUCCUCUUUAGUUGAGCACCACCGGGUGUAUUCAUUUAUACCAUCUAAUAUAUGACACACUGUUGUAGUAUGUAUGAUUUUGUGGUCUUUAUUUCCCUUUGUAUUCAUUUUAAGCAUCUAAAUAAAUUGCUGUAUUGUGCUUAAUGUAAA